This is a messenger RNA of Nematostella vectensis (starlet sea anemone), 1567 nucleotides long. Its product is annotated as alternative oxidase, mitochondrial. The record is from RefSeq and is a predicted model, not a curated record. The transcript has 9 exons. Gene Ontology annotation, cellular component: mitochondrion. Lineage: Eukaryota; Metazoa; Cnidaria; Anthozoa; Actiniaria; Edwardsiidae. Gene Ontology annotation, molecular function: alternative oxidase activity. The coding region runs from base 102 to 1100 and encodes 332 amino acids. Gene Ontology annotation, biological process: alternative respiration.
GUCACAUCAUCACAGCUCAACAAACGACACCCAACUCAUAGCAUUCAUUAUACGACUGUACUGCAGACGAUACCAAAUGUGAGCACAAUAUCCUUGGAAUAAUGAUUGUUCGUGAAUUUCACCGAGCUAUUCCACUGAGUAGAAUUCUAAGCAGAUCAACUCGAUCAUGCCCUACGAGACUUGUUUUGAGGGGAUUGAGGUCAAGCUCGUUUGCCUCCUCGCUCAAGCAGCGCACCGCUUUCUUCACGGCAAAUCGGUUAACACCCGCCUAUUUGACGACUAAUUUAUUCCACUUAAGCGUCAGUGAUGCCCAACAUCUCCCUCACUUCAAGGAAAACCCCCAACAGCCAACAGGAAAGUCAAAUGAUCCUGAUGACCGACCUUAUCUGCUACCGCACCCUAUUUGGACGGAUGAAGAUGUCAACAAAGUAGAGAUCAAGCACACACCACCAGCAACCAAAGUUGAUAAGCUGGCUUACUUCUGUGUUCAGUUCCUCCGAUCUGCUUUUGACUUGGGUUCUCUUUACAAGAUCGGUCCCAUGACAGAAAGCAAAUGGCUAACGCGCAUCAUUAUGUUGGAAACAGUUGCGGGUGUCCCAGGCAUGAUUGGUGCUAUGACCAGACACUUUAACUCACUACGGAGGCUGACGAGGGACCACGGGUGGAUACAUACACUAUUAGAGGAAGCUGAAAAUGAACGAAUGCAUCUAAUGACAGCAUUAGAACUGAAAAGGCCUGGAAUACUAUUCAGAGGAGUCAUCCUUGCCGCACAAGGAGUGUUUGUAAAUAUGUUCUUCAUUGCAUACCUAACUAGCCCAAGGUUCUGCCACAGAUUUGUGGGAUACUUAGAGGAAGAGGCAGUGAAGACUUAUACAUAUUGUCUAGAGUGUAUUGACAAUGGGAAACUACCAACAUGGAACACAUUGAAAGCUCCCAAAAUUGCUAGUAAUUACUGGAAGUUAAAGGAAGAUGCCGUGAUGCGAGAUGUGAUCCUCGCGAUUCGUGCAGAUGAGGCACACCACAGAGUUGUCAACCACACUCUCAGCUCCAUACACCUGGACGAUCCAAAUCCCUUUUUCCCCGGACAGAGAAAACUAUAAAAUGGGCACUAGAUUCUUAACUAACUCUAAAAGACGAAGAAUUUUAGACAGGAUAUCUUGAGACCCAAUGUAAAACUUGGUUUAGAUGCAAUACCUAACUUUCCUCUGGUUUGAACUGUAAUGCUACACUGUUAAUACAGUAUGUUAAUCCUGUAGGAGGAGGUCCAUCAGUAAAUACAUGGCCAAGGUGACUGUCACACUGUAAAUAAGAAAAGUAACAUUCACUCAAUAUUUAUAAGAAAUAUCUGAAAAAAUGUAAAAUGAUAGAGGGAAAACAGGUACAGGAGCACAAAGUACAGUUUCAAGAACAUUCAGUGUGGCUGUUGGGCCCAUAGUGCUAAAAAGAAGAGACGUGGAAAACUAAAUGUAAAAUGUCUGUUGGAGGGAAGGGGGAUGGGAGACCAGAGUAAAUGUUUUUUUAUUUUGCUAUAAUUUAUUAAAAUAGAACAAAAAAUGUCUAAAUAUGA